Molecule: messenger RNA, 932 nt
Organism: Batrachochytrium dendrobatidis JAM81
Lineage: Eukaryota; Fungi; Chytridiomycota; Chytridiomycetes; Rhizophydiales
Exons: 4
Coding region: 15-932 (305 amino acids)
Cellular component (GO): nucleus
Molecular function (GO): NAD+ binding; NAD-dependent protein lysine deacetylase activity
Source: RefSeq, a predicted model, not a curated record
GACAGUUGUUCCAAAUGUCGGCUCAAGUCAUGCACAAUCGAGUGAUGGGUACCGUGAAAGACAGCGCCAGCAAGCUUGUCGACUUCCUCAUGCGUCAUCAUGGACAAACUGUGCUUCUUACUGGUGCUGGAGUUUCCACUGACUCAGGAAUACCAGAUUACAGAGGCCCACAGGGAAUCUACUCCCGUAACAAAGACUUCAAACCCAUCCAAUACCAGCAGUUUGUUGGUCCUCACGAGUUUCGUCAGCGAUAUUGGGCUCGAAGUUUCCUCGGUUGGCCCAAAGUAAGUCAAGCUCAACCCAACGCAUCCCAUCAUGCUAUUGCUGCCCUAGAAUCUAGAUCUCACAUUGCCGGAUGCAUUACACAAAAUGUGGACGGCUUACAUCGACGAGCAGUUGUAAUCGAAAACCCAAAUUUGUUGGAAAUUCAUGGAACGCUGCAUUGGGUAAACUGCAUCUCGUGUGGAUAUAAACUGCAGCGGAGUGCAAUGCAGGAACAGCUUCAAAAAAUAAACCCGAUUGUGUAUGAAUGGCAGCGACUCAAUCCGGAGAAAUCAAAUGCUGAUGUGGCCUCUAGCUUAAAUCCCGAUGGAGACGUAGAGAUUAAAUGGGACUACAAUCAUUUUAAAUACCCGCAUUGUCCAGAAUGUAACGGCUUAUUAAAACCAAAUGUUGUGUUUUUUGGAGAAAACAUGCCCAUGACCGUUCGAGAUACAUCCUUCAAGAUGAUUGAUGAUGCCAAGGCGUUGUUGGUUGUUGGGAGUUCGUUGCAGGUUUAUUCUGCACUACGGCUGGUAAAACGAGCAGCAUCUACAGGAAAACCUAUUGCUAUUUUAAAUCUAGGUUUUACUCGUGGUGAUGAACUGGCACAAAUUCGGAUUAAUUUAGGAUCGUCGGCAGUUUUGGAAGAGCUAGCUAGCACAAUCCGAUGA